Molecule: messenger RNA, 1490 nt
Organism: Topomyia yanbarensis
Lineage: Eukaryota; Metazoa; Arthropoda; Insecta; Diptera; Culicidae
Exons: 3
Coding region: 2-1177 (391 amino acids)
Molecular function (GO): serine-type endopeptidase inhibitor activity
Source: RefSeq, a predicted model, not a curated record
AAUGAUACGCCACGUGAAUAUCAUUCUCUUGCUGCUAGCAUUGAAAACCGCCGUUUCUAUAACGGAUAUCGCAAGUGAUUUUAGCUGGGAUUUCUUCAAGACCAUAUUCAUGGAGUCCAGAAAUAUUGUCACUUCCGGUUUCACAAUUCGAACGGCAAUGACCCUAUUGGCUAGCACCGUCACCGAUCGCUACGCACUCGAACAGAUGCGCAAAGGACUUCACAUCCACGACAGCAUGACGAAGGCUUCGGAGCAGACUCGUCGCCAACUGCUCGUACUAUCCGCAGAUCAGGACCUCACGUUUGGAACUAAAGUGUUUGCUUUCGGAACGAAACCGUUCAAUCCGGUGUUUCUAGCGGGAACGCACUAUUUUGACGCGGCCAUUGAGAAACGACCCCGGUUGAACGUUACUCGACUAGUCACAGCUGCCGACCAUUGGUGUAAUGCAAUAACUUCAGGCAUGGUUAAGAAUAUUCUAUCGCCGGAUGAGAUCAAUCCUAACACACGUCUGAUCGUGCUAAAUACUAUCGUCAUGUGGAGUGGAUGGACACACCGUUUCGAUAAGAGGGAUACCAAGAGGGAAAUAUUUCAAGCAGCAGGUAAACGAUUCCUAACGGAUAUGAUGAAUCUACCGGAAACAGUGUUGAAUACUGGAAUCUACAAACCGCUGAAUGCGGUGGCCUUGGAGCUACCACUCCGUAUGUUUAAUUCCUUACUGUUGAUUAUGCCGCUGACAGCGGAAGGUAAUAUGACAAAUUUGGUGAAUCGUUUGAAUGAAAAUGAGUUUAAGAAUUUAUAUAACUCAUUGAAACCGGAGCGAAUUGCGGUGAAACUGCCACGGUUCUCUAUUUCCAACACUAUCAACGUCCAAUACAUCCUACGGCAGCUUCAUCUGAAUGCGCCGUUCGAUUGGAGCGUAUUUCAAAUCUUCAAAGACGAAAAAUUGCCUCUUGAUGUUGUAAAACAAUCCGUUUCGAUUAAUGUCAACGAAAUUGGAGUUGAUGCGUCUGGUAAAACGACGGCCUCCGUUUCGUCCAGAAGUGGAUCCAAACUUUUCGCUGCGAAUCGUCCCUUCGUGUAUGUCGUUGUUAAAACAAACAAGCGCAUUCCACUGUUUGUGGGACACUAUGCGUAUCCCAUCGGCAAGCAGUCGCUGGAUGAUUUUGGAACCAGUUAGGUGUAAGGUUGGAAUACUUUUGUCCGAAGUCUGACUGUCAAAUUAUGUUGGCUGAUAAUUGUUGGCUGAGCCGCAAACCCAGUCAAAUCCGUCGAAUCGGAUGUUUUUUGUUUUGACGUAGGACUACGUCUUUGUUUUCGAUAUGGGGGUGCACUUUGUAAAUUCUACAAAAAUAGUAUGUAACGAAAAAUGAUCCAAUUUUAAAUGCAUAUAAUUCAGCCAUCUCACGAUAAAUUUUCAAAUUGUUUGCAAAAUAUCACCCCGAAAUACUUCUAAGACUAGAUUCCAAUGGAUAAACCCAAAGAUUUUUGAU